This is a messenger RNA of Oldenlandia corymbosa var. corymbosa, 845 nucleotides long. The record is from the annotation of a GenBank genome assembly. Lineage: Eukaryota; Viridiplantae; Streptophyta; Magnoliopsida; Gentianales; Rubiaceae.
UAUAUAUUGAAAAAAAAAAUGUUCUAACAAAAAAAAAGGACAAGGCCUUCGUCCUAAAACCCUUGAACAGUUAAACCCCCCAUUUCCCCCAUCGCUCUGAAGUCCGAACUGACAAGUUUUUCCAAUGGCGGCAACUCGCUGUCGCACCCUAUCAAGGCCAGCAUUUUCUCUGUUUAAAUCCUCUGUCUCAAAACCAUCAGUGAGGCAGUCCCCUCCGCUUUCAUCAGCAUUCAGCAUCCCUAAAACCUGUUCUUCAACCUCCAGUCUCUCAAGGCCGUUGCCCCAACUGGGAUCUCUCCAGUCUCUGUUGCCUCUCCACACAGCAAUCUCCUCAGCUCGACUCACAUCAUGCCUGGGGUUGGACUCCAAGGCUAGGUCGUUGUCUCAGGGUAUGCUCUGCAGUGCCAAUCCAGGAGUUUGAUACUAUUUUCUAAUGUAUCUAACUAGGUCUCAGUGUUCCUCGAUAAGAGACACCAAGCGGAAGACGAAGAAAGGGAUUAAUUUACGAGAAUGGUAAUCACUUUGGGAAGAAAUCCAUUGAAAUCUUUUUAUCCAUUUACUAGGAAACUAUCUGUAUGAUAAGAAUACGUUAACGUUUUCAAGUUACCCUACCCUUCUUUAUCCUGUAUUUUCCUUUCUGAUUCUCCUAAAAGCAAAUGUGAUUCAUAUGGAUCAAUUCCUGUAACUGGGGAACAAAGCAAAUAAAGUGUUCAAUCAAAUCUGAAGUCGGUUGCUAGAUUUUUGGCAAAUGGUCCUUGUGUUUUUCUUGGGGCAGAGCUUAUGUAAAACUGUAUGCAUUGCCUAGCUAGUAUGCUACAGCAAAUGGUGUGCAUAGAUGAUGAAUG